Molecule: messenger RNA, 14384 nt
Organism: Thunnus maccoyii (southern bluefin tuna)
Lineage: Eukaryota; Metazoa; Chordata; Actinopteri; Scombriformes; Scombridae
Gene: sptbn5
Product: spectrin, beta, non-erythrocytic 5
Exons: 79
Coding region: 16-12762 (4248 amino acids)
Biological process (GO): actin cytoskeleton organization
Cellular component (GO): cell projection; plasma membrane; cell junction
Molecular function (GO): actin filament binding
Source: RefSeq, a predicted model, not a curated record
CGUCACACAAGCAAGAUGGCAGCUCCCGGAAAGGAGAUAUUUUGGCUUCACUUUUGCACAGCGGAGAAGCUGGAUCUGACUGACGUCUACACGGAGCUGAAGACCGGGGUUGUUCUAAUCCGUCUGCUGGAGCUCAUCUCCAACCACACGCUGCCGCCGCCCAGCCGACGAAAGCUGAGGGUCCACUGCCUGGAGAACAACAGCAUCGCCAUCAGCUUCCUCAAAACCAAGAUUCGGGUGGAUCUGAUUGGUCCAGAGAAUGUGGUGGACGGGGACCGGACGCUGAUUCUGGGUCUGCUGUGGAUCAUCAUCCUCAGGUUCCAGAUCGGACCCAUCAACCUGGAAGAGGCUGGCGGAGGCAGCGUGGCUCAUCGCUCGGCGAAGGAAGCUCUGCUGAUCUGGUGUCAGAGGAAAACGGCGGGCUACGACGGCGUCAGCGUGCAGGACUUCUCCUCCAGCUGGAGGGACGGACUUGCCUUCAACGCCCUCAUCCACGCACACCGCCCCGACCUGUUUGACUACCGCCGUCUCCAUGGCGACGAGCCCGGGCGUAACCUGGAGCACGCCUUCCAGCUGGCGGAGCGGGAGUUCGGCAUCAUGCAGCUGCUGGAGGUGGAGGACAUGGUGGUCCCUCACCCGGACGAGAAGUCCAUCAUGACCUACGUGUCGCUGUACUACCACUACUUCUCCAAGAUGAAGCAGGGACAGACGGUCCAGAAGAGGAUCGCCAAGAUUGUCGGGAUGCUGAAGGAACUGGAUGACAUGAAAGUCCAGUAUGACAGAAUGGUCUCAGAUCUGCUUCACUGGAUCAAAACCAAGGUGGUGCAGCUGAAUGACAGAAGAUUCCCAAACUCUCUGAGGGAGAUGCAGACGCUGGUUACGGCUUUCAAGACCUACAGAACUGUGGAGAAACCUCCCAAAUACCAGGAGCGUGGGGCGAUCGAAGCUCACCUGUUCAGUCUGAAGACUCAGCUGGCAGCCAACAACCAAUGGGCUUACAAUCCUCCAGAAGGUAAAACUCUCAGCGACAUAGAGAAGAGUUGGGUUUUGCUGGAGAGAGCCGAACACGAGCGAGAACGAGCCCUGCAGGAGGCGCUGCUUCGCCUGGAGAACCUGGAGCAGCUCGCCCAGAAGUUUGGGAGAAAGGCCGCCCUGAGGGAGGGGUAUCUGGAGGACACGCUGCGUCUGAUCCGGAGGCAGGACGUCAGAGGUCUGUCCACGCUGGAGGAAGCUCAGGCCGCCGGCCGGCGUCUGGAGGCCCUGGCCACCGACGCUCUGGCCAGAGAGCCGCGCUUCUCCGCUCUCAGAGACAUGGCCAAGACCAUCGAAAGAGGAAACUACCACAGCAAACAGCAGGUCAUCAGGAGGGAGGAGAGUAUUAGCCAGCGAUGGAAAGACGUGCUGCACCAGCUGCAGGAGCAGAGGGGGCUGCUGGGAAAUGUAGUUGAAACUCUCAGCAUCCUCCGAGACAUUGAGCUUGUUUCCCAGGAACUGAAGGAACUACAGUCCCAGGCCGGUGCUUCUGAGCUGGGGAAACAGCUGGCCGAGGUGGAGUCUCUCCUCCAGAAACAGGAUCUCCUGGAAGCUCAGAUCUCAGCUCACGGUGAAACGAUCAACACCAUCAGCAGCACCGCGCUGAAGGGAAAAGUGAGGGACGGUCAGCAGAUUCAGAGCAGAGUGAGAGCUCUGGACGCUCAGUACAAAUCUCUGGUGUCCCUCAGCAGCAACAGGAGGAGACAGCUGGAGUCUCAGUUGAGGCUGUUUGAGUUCUUCCAUGACUGUGAGGAGUUGGAGGCCUGGCUGUAUGAACGCUGGCUGAGGCUGCAGACGGCCGGACUGGGACGAGACCUCAACCACAUCCAGCUGGCUCAACACAAACACAAGGCGCUGGAGGCGGAGCUCCAGGCCCAGGAGUCUCUGUACCGGGGAGUUCUGGGUCGAGGUCAGGAUCUGCUGUCGAAGCAGAGUCAGGUGGACCAGCGAGCCGUCAACAAGUGGAUCAGAACCCUGAAGAAGCAGUGGAACCACCUGACCGAGCAGGUGACGGGACGCCGCGACAGACUGCAGGCUGCCGCCGCCAUCAAACAGUACUUUGCAGAUGUGGCGGAGGCAAACUCCUGGCUGGGCGACAGGAAGCCGCUGCUGACCAGCGAGGAUCAUGGGAAGAAUGAGUCGAGCACGGCGGCGCUGCUGCAGCGCCACCUGCGGUUGGAGAAAGAGAUGGCGGCCUACGCCUCCGAGAUAAAGAGACUGUCGGAGCAGGCGAGGAGCGCGGCGCAGCUAACAGCUCUGACGGCGGAACCUCAGCAGAGUAAUAUGAUCCAGUACAGCGACUCAUCUGGCGAGGAGGAGGGACCAGGGGCGAUGACAUCACCACCCAGCGCCAGGGGUGGGAGGGGCCUUGUGAGCCCUCCCCCCAAGAGUGACGAGAAGAAGGCCAAGAUCCGCUUCAGAUACAGCCGAGGUCAGUUUCCAUGGGAUCGUCAUGAGAUUGUAACCAUCAUCAGCACUGACCCCGACGGCGACCAAGUUCAGGCCAGAGACAACCGAGGAAACCAGCAGCUCAUCCCCAAGACCUACCUGACCCUGCUGCCAGCCACCGCACCAUCAACUCCUCCCACCUCGCCUGCCUCGACCAAUGGUGUGCCAGAAAGCCCGAGCAGGAAGGUGAGUCGUCCGAGGCGAAGCCACUCGAUGCGUCGCAGCACGUCUGAGAUCCAGACAACAUCGCUGCAGGACCCGCAGUACCAGAGGGACACUGUGGAGAACACGCAGGCCAGCCUGGACCAGGACUACAACUCCCUGUACAACCUGGUGAAGUCGAAGUCGAGGAGUCUGGAGGAGACGCUGCGUCUGCAUCGAUUCUACAACAGCUGCCAGGAGUUCGAAUCGUGGAUGGAGGACAAGGAGAACGUCCUGAACACCUUCAGCACCGACGCCGACAACCUGGGAGUAGUGCAGGCUAAAUACGAGAACUUCCUAACUGAGUUGGCGAGUGGGCGUGGCCAGUUGGAUGACAUCAUCCGAAUGGCGGAGGAGUUGGUGAAGAGCCGUCACAGUAAACAGAGAGAGAUCCAGGCCAGACAGAAGAAGGUCUCCAACAGGUGGGAUCGGAUCCAGCAGUUGAAGGAUGAGAAGGGCCACGAGCUGCUGAGUACGGCAGACGUGCAGUCUUUCCUGCAGAGCUGCGAGGAGGCCAAAGCGCAGCUGCAGGGUCAGCUGUCCCAGUUAGACACGGUGGACGUCGGCUGCAGCUCCUUCACCCUGCUGGCCGAGGAGAAGAACCAGGCUCAGGCCCUCAGAGACAUCCACACCCUGGAGGGCAAGAUCGCCUACCUGAAGAGCGUCGCCAAGAUGAAGCAGGACUGCAGUCCAGCGGAGAGCGCAGCCAUCAUGGAGGAGGUUCGGGGUCUGGAGGCUCUGUUGAAGCAGGUGAAGCAUCAGGCUGCAGAGAGACAGCGCCUCCUGGAGGAGGCCCGCAGGCUGCAGAGCUUCCAGCAGCAGGCCAAGGAGCUGCAGCGCUGGGCGGGUUCGGUCCAGGACCGCCUCCUGCAGGAGGAGGCGGCCGCUGACGUGGCCUCCGCCGUCGCCCUGCUGGAGCAACACCAGGAGCUCCGGCUGGAGAUGGAGGAGCAGAGGAGCAGACUGAAGGAGAUGGAGACGUUGGGGAAAUCUCUUCAGCAGGGCUCCUCCAAUGGGAAGGCAGGCGUCAUCGACAUCCAACAAACCCUGGACAAUCUCAAUGCUGAUUGGUCCAAGCUGGACAGGAUGUGGGCCAGUAGGAAGCAGCAUUUGGAGCAGGAGGUGGAGCUCCAGAAACUGAACCAGGAGGGAGACCGGAUCGAGGCGGCGGUGUCCGGACACGAAGCCCGACUGAGGGUCAAAGACGUCGGGGACUCGGUGGACGGCGUCCACAGUCUGCUGGGUCGACAGGAAGAGCUGGAAGGUCUCCUGAAGGCUUUAGAACAACGAGUCGAUCAUUUCACUGAGCGCAGCGAGGAGCUCAUCAGCCAACAACAUUACGCUGCAAAACACAUCCAGGAGAGGAGCAGGAGCAUCCAGAAGGCCAACAAGAGGCUGAACGAGAGCAGCAGACAGAGGAGGAGUCUGCUGCUGGCCUCCAAGAAAUACCAGGAGUUCCAGAGAGACGCAGACGAGCUGCUGCUGUGGAUGGAGGAGAAGUUCAAGGUGGCGGAGGACGAGUCGUACCGCGACCCGACCAACAUCCUGCAAAAGCUGAAGAGACACGAAGCGGCCGAGAAAGAGAUGCAGGCCAACCAGGUCUGGCUGGACCGACUGGUUCAGUUGGGGCAGGAGAUGCUUGCUGAAGAGCACUACAGCAGUCAGAGCAUCAGCAGGAAGUCCUCUCAGCUCAGCAGCCGGUGGAGGAGACUACAGGACAAGAUGGCCGACAGAGGAGACAAACUGAGACAGGCGGGACAGCAGGAGCAGCUGAUGGAGCUGCUGCAGGACGCCAAGCUGAAGAUCGAGGCUAUUCAGUGGAUGCUGAACAACGCUGCCAAAGGUCAUGACCUCCGUUCCAGCCGACAGCUGCUGAAGGAACACCAGCAGCUGGAGCAGGAGGCCAAAGAGCUGGCGGAGAAGAUCAACUCCAUUGUGAGCAGGGCCAAACACCUCGCCUCCAACCACUUCGACUCGCACAGGAUCCUCCAGGAGACCGACACUUACCUCAAUCUGUUUAAGUCCCUGCAGAAGCCUCUGGACCUGCGUCGCGCUCAGCUGGAGGCCUCAGUGCUGCUGUUUGGGUUUUAUCAUGACGUGGAUCUGGAGCUCAGCUGGAUCUCCGAACACAUUCCUGCAUCUGGAUCUACAGGAUAUGACAAGUCUCUGGCUGGAGCCAUCAGCCUCAUGCAGAAACACAAGGAGCUGCAGGCUGAAGUGAACGCUCACUGUAAACACCUGAACCAUGUUCUAGAGAAGGGACGGAGCCUGGCCAAAUCCAGCCAAUCAGACGGGGAAGAAAUGCUCCAAAGGUGCAGCCACCUGAGUGCAGAGUGGGAGGAGCUCGAGGAGGCCUGCAACAGGAGAGCAGCUCACCUGAGCAAGGCCAUAACCAGAGAACAGCUGCUGUUGGACUGUUCAGAGCUGGAGUCCAGACUGACUGAGAUGCUCAGUCUGGUGAACACUGACGACUACGGCAAAGACCAGCUGGCAACACAGAGUCUCAUCACUAAACACCAGGUGUUGGAGGGGCAGCUGGAGGUGCUGGAGGCGGAGGUGGAGCAGUUGGGAGACCAGGUGGAGCAGGCGCUCCAGAACUGGAGCCUGGAGGAGCUCAGCAGGCCCUACAGCCGCCUGAGCAGCCUGAACCAGCAGCUGCAGCACCAGGCUGCUCUCAGGGGUCAAAGGUUAAGAGAAGUUCUCCACCUGCACGAGUUCAUACGGGAGUCGUCAGAGUUGGAGGACUGGAUGAACCAGCAGAGACAGACGGCAGAGUCUCAGGACCUGGGCAACGACUACCAACAUGUUCAGUUGCUUCGUGGGAAGUUUGAAGGUUUCCUGAAGCAGCUGGAGGUCGGAGAGGAGAGACUGCAGAGCUGCGGCGAUCUGGCUGCUCGACUGAUCCGCAAGAAACAUCCACAGAGCUCCGCUGUCAGAGACGUGCUGCAGGAGCUCAGUGCAUGCUGGGAGGACUUGAGGGGCGUGGCCAGAGAGCGUCAGGAUCAGCUGCAGAGAGCGGAGGAAUGUCACCGCUUCUACCGAGACCUGAGCGACGCGCUGACACUCAUCCAGGAGCGACAGAAGAGCAUCCCUGACGACGUGGCGAAGGAUUUGCGAGGCGUGAUGUCACAGCUGAGGAAACACGAGGCUCUGCUGCACGAGCUGGCCGCCACAGAGCAACAGUUGCAGGAGCAGCUUGAUGCUGUUGAAUCCAUCCUGGUCCUCUGCACGCCUCAGCUGAAGCUCCGCCUACAGGAAGUGCAGCAGGAAGUGGUGGAGCGGUGGGAGGAGCUACGACUUCACACAGAGCAGAGGGAGGCGGAGCUAAAACUAGCGUGUCAGAGAUACCUGUUCCUGAACACGGCGCAGGACUACUUCCUCUGGUGCAGCCAGCUGAUCGGUGCCAUGGCUGCCGAGGAGAGCAUCAGCGACGUGUCGACCGCCGACCUCCAGCUGGCUCAUCACCAGCAGCUGUGGGCCGAGAUGGAGGCCAGACAGGAGACCUACCAACAGGCUGUGGACAUGGGAGAGGAGCUGCAGGAGCAGGACAAAGCUCACAGGAAGGAGGUGUUGGAGAAGCUGGACGCGCUGCAGGCAGAGCGAGAGAAACUGGAGGAGCAGUGGAACACAAAACAACAGUGGUUAGAGAGCGUCCACCUGGAGCAGGUCUUCUACAGAGACGUCAACAGCAUGGACAAGACUUCCAGCUCACAGGAGAUCCUGUUGAAGAACAGCACUCUGGGAAACACGGUGGACGAGACGGAGGGUUUGAUCAAACGCCAUGAAGCUUUUGAGAAGCUGCUCAGCUCUCAGGAGGACAAGCUGUCGUCUCUGAAGGAACUCGCCCAGCGACUGAAGAAGCAGCUGAGCAGAGAGAAGAGCAGCCGCGUCCAAACGAAGCUCAAAGCCCUCCUCCAGCGACGUGAGAGGAUCAACGACCUGUCCGUCAAACGCAGGGAGGAGCUGGAGCUCUCCAGGAUGCUGUGCAUCUUCAACCGAGACGUCGCCGAGGCUGAGGAGUGGGUGUCUGAGCGGAUGCAGAAGAUGGCGGAAGACGGUAAAGCCGACUUCAGCAACCUGCAGACCAAGAUGAAGCUCCUCCAGAAACAUCAGGUGUUCGAGGCCGAGAUCCUGGCUCACAGCGAGAUCAUCGGCACUGUGCUGCAGGCUGGAAAGGAGCUGGUCUCCCUUCACCACGCCAGGUCCAAGGAGGUGAGGAGGAGCGCAGCCAUGCUGGAGCUCCACUGGGAGGAGCUGAAGAAGGCGGUGGCCACCCGAGGGAAAGCUCUGGAAGAUAACAGAGACUUCCUGGAGUUCCUACAGAAGGUCGAAGAGGUGGAGGCCUGGAUCCGACACAAGGAGGUGAUGAUCAACGUGGGAGAUGUCGGGAAGGACUAUGAACACGGAGUUCAGCUGCUGAAGAAACUCAGCGAGUUCAGAGGGACUGGAGAUGGGGAAGUGACGGUGGACGACGCUCACAUCACAGCCAUCAACAGACUGGCAGCCAGACUGGAGAAGAGACAGAGCGCCGACGAACUGCUGACUGUCAGACAGAGGAGACAGCAGCUCAACGACAGGUGGAGUAAGUUUCACGGAGAUCUCAGCAAUUACAAGAAGAAGCUGGAGGGGGCGCUGGUGGUCCACGCCCUCAUCAGAGAGCUGGAGGAGGUCCGAGACAGAGCCAACGAGAAGAUGCUGCUGCUGCAGGGUCAGGACUGCGGGUUUGACGUGGAGAGCGUAGAGAACCUGAUCCGACGACACGAGGAGACGGAGAGAGAGGCCGGGGUCAUUCAGGAGAGGUCAAAGGCUCUGGAGAAGGAGGUGACUGAUCACCUGAAGGCUCGAUCAGUGAUGAGCGACAAGCUGAAGAACAAACAGAAAGAGGUGCAGAAAGCUCUGAAGACUCUGGACGAGGACGUGAAACUCAGGAAGGAGAAGCUGCAGGAGGCUCAUCAGCUGCAGCUGUUCAAAGCUAACCAGCGCCUCCUGCUGGAGUGGAGUGUCAAACAGAGCGGUGAGAUGGCAGAGAAAGGUCUUCCCAAGACCAGAGCCGAGGCCGACCGGCUCAUCGUGGAGCACCAGGACUGGAAGACGGAGAUCGAUGCUCGCGCCGAGCGCAUCGACUCUGUUCACGACUUCGGUCUGGGUCUGAUCCGGUCUGGUCACAGCUCGAAGGCAGAGAUCCAGAAGUGUCUGAACCAGCUGGAGGAGGCUAAAUCUGGUCUGGACCGAGCCUGGCUGAACCGCGACACGACGCUGGAGCAGGCUCGCACGCUGCAGGUCUUCCUGGUCUCUGUAGAGCAGUGUGAGAGUUGGCUCAGCAACAAGGAGGCCUUCCUGGCCAAUCAGGACCUCGGGAGCUCCGUGACGGAGGUGGAGACUCUGCAGAGGAAGCAGACUCAGUUUGAGGAGGCUCUGGAGGCUCAGGUGGACCAGCUGGAGCAGGUGGAGAAACUGGCCCAGAAGAUGAUCCAACAGAAGCACUACGACGCCGACAACAUCAGAGCCAAGAGCAGAGCGCUCGCUACCAGGCGGAGUCAGCUGCAGCAGCAGAGCAGGUCUCGUCACAAAGCUCUGGAUCAAUCCCUGCAGCUGCAGCAGUUCCUGUCCAGCAGCUACCAGGUGUGUGUGUGGCUGAACGAGCGUAACGCGGUGGCGCUGGAUGAGAGCUGGAGGGAACCAACCAACCUUCAGGCCAAACUGCUGAAACAUCAGAGCUUUGAGGCCGAAAUCCUCGCCAACCGAUACAGAGUGGACACACUCAGCAAGGAAGGAGAGAAGCUGCUGUCUGACUGUCGCUCGGCUGAAACGAAGGUUCGACCUCGACUCAGAGAGCUGACGGACAGCUGGGACGCUCUGAUCCACAACUGUAAGGAGAAGAAGACCAGACUGCAGGAGGCCUACCAGGCGCUACAGUUCCAGCGUUCAUUGGACGACAUGGAGCAGUGGGUGGGGUCAGUGGAGAGGGAGCUGGCCAAUGAGGACUGUGGAAGCGACCUGCCGUCCGUCAACAGGCUGCUGAAGACUCUGCAGGGUCUGGAGGAGGAGGUGGACGGACACCGAGACAGAAUCCAGGGUCUGGUGGACACGGCGAAGAGUUUCCACUCGCAGGGGAACUUCCUGGCUGAGGAGAUCCAAACCAGAGUGGCACACACCAUCAACAGGUACAACAGUCUGUCGGAGCCCCUGCAGAGUCGCAGGGAGACCCUGGAGGCCUGGCAGGUGCUGUUCCAGUUCUACAGAGACCUGGAGGAGGAGGUGGCCUGGCUGAGCGACAGACUGCCCUCCAUCACCGCUAAAGACUUGGGGAGCUCCCUGAACAACACUCAGCAGCUGCUGCACAAACACCAGGCUGUGAUGCAGGAGAUCUCAAGCCGCGCCCCAUUGGUCCAAGCCGUUCAGGAGGCGGGGCAUAGCCUGGUCAGAGGUCGUCACUUUGCGUCUCAUGACAUCCGGGAGCGUCUGGACGAGCUGAAGAGUCUCCACGAGGAGCUGAUGAUGGAGGCGGAGAAGAAGGGAAAGCUCCUGCAGGAGGCGCUCAGCAUCCACACCUUCCUCACAGAGGUGUCGGAGCUGGAGCUGUGGUUGGAGGAGCAGCAGGCGGGGUUGGAGUCUCGGGACUGUGGGAGGAGCGAGGAGGCGACGGAGGCUCUGCUGAGGAAGCUGGACUCUGUGGACGUGGAGCUGGAGAACCAGAGGAGGACGGUGGAGAGGCUGCAGGAGAGCGGAGCAUCACUGCAGCACCUCAGACAUCCCAACAGCCACCUGGUCAGUCAGUCCCUCCCGGCUGUCUUCGAACACUUCGAGACUCUCCUCAGACUUUCUACCUCGCGUCGCGCCGCUCUGGAAGACCAGCUCCGCCUCUACGUGUUUGAGAGGGAGGCCAAAGAACUACAAACAUGGCUGACCUCCAAGAAGAGUGUGGCAGAGUCCGAGGACAGCGGACAGGACCUGGAGGAUGUCGAGGUUCUUCAGAAGAAGCUGGAGGUCCUGGUGUCGGAGGUGUCCGGUCUGGGUCGCAGCCGGCUGACCUCGGUGCAGCAGCUGGGCCGAGGGCUGCAGCAGAACAGCCAGGCCCGGAGGAGGGACGACGCACUGAGCACGCUGUGGGACGACCUGAACAGCACCAUCAGGACCAGAGAGCAGAAUCUGCAGCUGGCGAGGGAGAUUCAUCAGUUUCAUCACGAUGUGGACGAGCUGAAGGGCUGGAUGGCUGAGAAGGAGGCUGUGCUGGACUCAGAGGACCAAGACCACGACCUGCAGUCCGUCCAGACUCUGCUGAGACAACACGAGGCGCUGGAGAGAGACCUGGUGCUGAUCUCCGAGGAGGUGACCAAGACCAGAGAGGAGAGCCGGGCUCUGAGCCGACGGCAGCCUCAGGCCAGACCCGCCGUGACUCAGAGGCUGGAGGAGCUGGAGGCCUGCUGGACCACCAUCCAAGACAAGGCCUCCCAGCGCCGCACCAGACUGACCCAGGCUGAAGAUGUGCAGAAAUACUUAUCCCACUGGACUGAACUCAUGGCCUGGCUGAGGGAGAUGCUGUCCCUGGUGAGAGGGGAGCUGCAGGGCGGAGAGGGAACAGACCUGGAGCAGCUCAUUAAAAAACACGACGAGUACCGAGUCCAGAUCGACAGGCAGCUCAGCAAAUCACAGGCUGUGAAAGACGACGGGAGGCGCCUGCUAGAGGGAGGAAACUUCAUGUCCAAAGAGGUGGAGGAGCGAGUCUGUGAGCUGGAGGAGCUGGAGGUGCGGGUGGUGAAGGUUUGGGAGGAAACCAGGCUGCUGUACGAGGAGGAGCAGGAGAUGUCGCUCCUGCAGAGGGAGCUGGAGCAGGCGGAGCGCUGGCUGAGCUCCUAUGAAAACACUCUGACAGCUGAGGACUACGGGGACUCUGUGUCUGAUGUUAUGGAGCUCCUGAAGAGGCAGGAGGACUUGGAGGCCAUGAUCCAGGCCCAGAGCGACCGCUUCAUCGCACUGCAGAAGAAGAAAACACAGAGAGAGGAGAGACUCGGUCUUUUCGGAAACGAGGACAAAGACCUUCAGGACCGAAGGCCUCCAGCCAGAGUUUCAUCCCUUCGGAGUAAACCGUCCGAUCCAAAGACGCCGCGGAUGUCUUCCUCCAGAGACAUCGUCCGCCGACUCAGCAGCAGGCAGACGGACCGACCAAACAGCCUCCGUGUAGCUACUGAUCUCAACACCCCCGCUAGUCCCCCUCGCAGCCCGUCUGUCCACGCAGAUUCAAGACGCAUCAGUGGCAGCAGGAGAGCUCCGCAAUGGGAGGCGGAGGAAGCAGCUAACAGUCAUCCUGCUAGUCCCCCCUCCAGCCCUGCUGCAGCACCGUGGAGGAGCCGAUCCAGACACUCAAACAUAGAGCCCGACACACCGCAAUCCCCUCCACCCACAGCUCCCAGACUUCCCCGAUCACCUCCACCCUCAGCUCCCAGACUUCCCCGAUCACCUCCACCCACAGCUCCCAGACUUCCCCGAUCUCCUCCACCCACAGCUCCCAGACUUCCCCGAUCUCCUCCACCCACAGCUCCCAGACUUCCCCGAUCACCUCCACCCUCAGCUCCCAGUCUUCCCCGAUCACCUCCACCCACAGCUCCCAGACUUCCCCGAUCACCUCCACCCACAGCUCCCAGUCUUCCCCGAUCUCCUCCACCCACAGCUCCCAGACUUCCCCGAUCUCCUCCACCCACAGCUCCCAGUCUUCCCCGAUCACCUCCACCCUCAGCUCCCAGUCUUCCCCGAUCUCCUCCACCCACAGCUCCCAGACUUCCCCGAUCUCCUCCACCCACAGCUCCCAGACUUCCCCGAUCACCUCCACCCUCAGCUCCCAGACUUCCCCGAUCUCCUCCACCCUCCAUCUCCAUCUCAUCUGAAGAGACUCCAGAGGAAAACGCUCGUCCUAAAGCUAAACCUCCUUUAGCUCCGAAGCCCAGAAUCUCCUCUACAGAGCAGAUGUCUGGACGCCUCUCUGAGCUUCCACACCAACAGGCGGAGCCUCCUACCUCACCCGACUCACCUCCACUCAUCAGACAGCUUGUGGCUCCCACUGAAGCGCCACCUCCACCCGUCCCAGAGAGACAAACUCCCCCUGAAUCUCCAACACCUUCAACAAGGAAACAGCUUCUUGACCUGGAUUCACCGAUCACUGAACAGCCUGAUCUUUCCGAUGCUCCGGCUCCACAUGGUGCUGAUCUGGCUACGCCGCUUGCUGUUGCACCAAUCACAACAGAGCCUACUGAGUCACCUGACCUUCCUCCUCCAAUAAGGGAGCUGCGUCCGUCCCCUCCACAGCGACACAGGAAGUCAGAGGAUCUACCAGAGGAAGAAGCCGGUCUCCCAGACUCCACCCCGGAGGUAAGAGCAGUGCAGCAGAUCAGGAUGGAGGGAACGCUGGAGAUCAAACUGAAACAAGGAGGAAACAAGGGUCUGGAGCACUGGGACGACGUGUUUGCUGUUCUGGAAGGAGACACACUCACUCUGUUUAAAGACAGAGCUGCAGCUGCGGAGAGGGCCUCUAGGUGGCCUCCUAUCAACAUGGUUGGAGCUGUUUGCAGAGAGAACGUCCACUACAGGAGGAAGGAGAACACGUUCAAAGUGAUACUGGAGGACGGCAGUCAGUAUCUGUUUGCAGCGUCCAGCAGAGAGCUGCAGCUGCUUUGGUUGAAGAAGCUCCAGAACUGCAACGAAUCAGCCAGCAGCGACUCUGACGACUCGGGGAGAGCGUCGUCAGUCAACCUGAGUUUGGAGAAGUUAGCCGACGCUGCGGAUGAUUCAGUGUCCGCCGAGCCGUCCGACGGGAGAGCUGAGAGCCUGGAGAGACAAUCGUCCACAGAGAGCCAACCUCCUCCCAAACCCCCCCACACCUACUACAACAGACACCGCUACCCGGAGGGCGGCGAGGCCACGACAGACCAACAGAGUCGCCCAAACCAGCCUCCUUCAGUGCCUCCUCCUCCUCCUCCUCCCCCCCCGGACUCCCAGGACCCCCCCGCUGCCGCCGCGCAGGUAACAGACGACGCCACCAACAAGUCGAGUUGGAACGCCUUCAGGAAGUUUUUCACAAAGAAGUAGAGCUCCAUCGACCAUCGAUCCAUCCGACGCCUGUUGGUACAGUUUGGGACGUUAAUACUGGAAUCUAAGGUUUACUAGUUUCAUCAAUCAUUUACUGAUAAACUGCUUCUGCCUUACAGAACACAACCUGCUUUUAUAUGAGUGUAAUCUGAUUAAAACAUUUAACUGAAGGUCAUUUCAAGAACUUCUUCCAGAGCAGCAGAGAUCUCUCCACUGAAGAAGACUUCAGAGGAAACCAGUUAGUUGUUUUUUUUAAUCAUGUGGUUUGUUAAAGAUGCAUUUAAAAGCUCUUGUUCCUGUUUAAAUGCACUUUGAAUGUAACGUAAUGACUAAGAAUCUGUCAGAAAAAGACGAAGUUUGAAUCACAGAAACAACAACACAGCUAUAGAAGAAGACUGUUUUCAUUUGAACCUUCAUCCUCCUUCACAAAUAAUCUAUUCAAAGCCAACAUGCUAAACAUUAGCUUAACUAAGAAACAUCUUCAGUCUUUAACACCUUUCUGGGGUCAAGUGAACAGAAUUAUCGCUGUAAGUUAAAUUAUUAUUAUAUAUUCAGCUUUUAGUGGUUUUCUGUUAUUUCUAUCUUGUUCUGAUGUCGGAUGAUAAACAUGGUCCAAGUUCAGGUGUUCAAAUGCUGCCUGCAAGUCAAAGGUCAGGGCUUCAACCUGCUCUGAUGCUUCGUAUGACAUCAGCUCAUCACGUGUUCAUUAACGUCUGAUCUGUUAAUCUGUUAAUCUGUACCUUUGAUUGGUUGCUGAUCAGUUAGUGAAUAUCCAAACAAAAUCAAUAAUAGCUGCACAACAACACAAUGUCAGUCAAAACUCACCUGUAUUUAUUUAUUUACACAUCUUCAUCACACGAACCAGCUGUUCAUAUCAUCAAUAACUUUCAUCACUGCAUCAUAAAAACCAAGUGAAGCCUUCGUUGGACGUCUGCUCGUUAAACGACUGUUAAUCGUCUGUUUAUAUGACUUUUAAUGAGAAUCUGCUGUAAAACAGUCUGAAGUGACUUCGUUUGAAUAAACAUGAUCUCCACCUUUUUGAAAAGUCACACAAAGUGAUCGACAGCAGAUCAAUUAAAACACGUUUGUCACAUUUUAGGAGGCAGAGCCGAAGAGACGCAGCUCCGUAUCAUAGGGUAAUGAUUUAUUAUUCAGAGUUUAUUUAUUAACGAGCAACAAAUCCAAACAUCUCCAGUCGAUCCUCUCUCUGCCAUUCAAUCAGAUCAAUCAGCCAAUCAUUAAAAAUAAUGAGUCCGAUUAAGACAUUUGAGAGAAAUCAGGAGUUGAAACACUUCAGUUCAGUUUUGGGAAAUUAAAGUCAAUUGAAGUGAAUUUAAGAGAUUCAUUCACACAAACUGUCUCCAGUUUAUGAAUCAUAAACAUGUGAUGUAACUUCAUCAUUGAUCUGUUUCUGCACUUUAACAGAAACUUAUUUAUAUUCAAGGUGGGAAAAUUAACACUUUUGAUGUGUUUGUAUUCAUCAAUAAUCUCAUUUAUUUUAUCGAUUUACUGUUAGAUUUAUAUGUUGUGUUCAUACGCAGCAGAUUGUGGAAUAUACAGUUCAAAAGUCAAGUUAAUAAACUGCACCGAAUGUUUAAUCAAAUGUUUUCAUUUUCCUGUCA